This is a messenger RNA of Cervus elaphus (red deer), 4598 nucleotides long. RefSeq names its product neurofibromin 2 (gene NF2). NCBI's taxonomy places the organism in Eukaryota, Metazoa, Chordata, Mammalia, Artiodactyla, Cervidae. Gene Ontology annotation, biological process: regulation of cell shape; regulation of organelle assembly; positive regulation of protein localization to early endosome. The transcript is spliced from 16 exons. The record is from RefSeq and is a predicted model, not a curated record. Gene Ontology annotation, cellular component: plasma membrane; cytoskeleton; filopodium. Bases 118 to 1908 code for a protein of 596 amino acids. Gene Ontology annotation, molecular function: cell adhesion molecule binding; actin binding.
GGGCCGGCCGGCCGGCCACCAUGGUGGCCCUGAGGCCUGUGCGCCUCCUCCAGGGAGGCUAAAAGGUCCCGAGCGCAGGCCUCGGGGCGCGAGGGUCCUGCGCCUGAGCCCCGCGCCAUGGCCGGGGCCAUCGCUUCCCGAAUGAGCUUCAGCUCGCUCAAGAGGAAGCAGCCUAAGACAUUCACCGUGCGGAUCGUCACUAUGGACGCGGAGAUGGAGUUCAAUUGCGAGAUGAAGUGGAAGGGGAAGGACCUGUUUGACUUGGUAUGCCGGACCCUGGGGCUUCGCGAAACCUGGUUCUUUGGCCUCCAGUACACAAUCAAGGACACGGUGGCCUGGCUCAAGAUGGACAAGAAGGUGCUGGAUCAUGACGUCUCAAAGGAAGAGCCGGUCACCUUUCACUUCCUGGCCAAAUUUUAUCCCGAGAAUGCCGAGGAAGAGCUGGUUCAGGAGAUCACGCAGCACUUAUUCUUCCUGCAGGUAAAGAAGCAGAUCUUGGAUGAAAAGAUCUACUGCCCUCCUGAGGCAUCUGUGCUCCUGGCUUCUUAUGCCGUCCAGGCCAAGUACGGCGACUACGACCCCUCUGUUCACAAGCGGGGAUUUCUGGCCCAAGAGGAGUUGCUUCCAAAAAGGGUGAUAAAUCUAUAUCAGAUGACUCCGGAAAUGUGGGAGGAGAGGAUCACAGCCUGGUACGCGGAGCACCGAGGCCGGGCCAGGGACGAAGCGGAGAUGGAGUAUUUAAAGAUAGCUCAGGACCUGGAGAUGUACGGUGUGAACUACUUCACAAUCCGGAAUAAAAAGGGCACAGAGCUGCUGCUUGGAGUGGAUGCUUUGGGGCUUCACAUUUAUGACCCUGAGAACAGGCUGACCCCCAAGAUCUCCUUCCCGUGGAACGAAAUCCGGAACAUCUCCUAUAGCGACAAGGAGUUUACCAUUAAGCCUUUGGAUAAGAAAAUCGAUGUCUUCAAAUUUAACUCCUCAAAGCUUCGUGUCAAUAAGUUGAUUCUCCAGCUGUGUAUUGGGAAUCACGACCUGUUUAUGAGGAGAAGGAAGGCCGAUUCUUUGGAAGUCCAGCAGAUGAAAGCCCAGGCCAGAGAGGAGAAGGCCAGAAAGCAGAUGGAGCGGCAGCGCCUCGCGCGGGAGAAGCAGAUGCGGGAGGAGGCUGAACGCACGCGGGAUGAGCUGGAGAGGCGGCUGCUGCAGAUGAAGGAAGAGGCAACGAUGGCCAACGAAGCCCUGAUGCGGUCCGAGGAGACGGCCGACCUGUUGGCCGAAAAGGCCCAGAUCACGGAGGAGGAGGCGAAGCUCCUGGCCCAGAAGGCGGCAGAGGCCGAGCAGGAGAUGCAGCGCGUCAAGGCCACGGCCAUCCGGACAGAGGAGGAGAAGCGCCUGAUGGAGCAGAAGGUGCUGGAGGCCGAGGUGCUGGCGCUGAAGAUGGCCGAGGAGUCGGAGAGGAGGGCCAAGGAGGCCGAUCAGCUGAAGCAGGACCUGCAGGAAGCUCGCGAGGCAGAGCGAAGAGCCAAGCAGAAGCUGCUGGAAAUCACCACCAAGCCCACAUACCCGCCCAUGAACCCACUCCCAGCACCGCUGCCUCCCGACAUGGCAAGCUUCAACCUCAUCGGCGACAGCCUGUCUUUUGACUUCAAGGACACCGACAUGAAGCGCCUUUCAAUGGAGAUAGAGAAAGAGAAAGUGGAGUACAUGGAGAAGAGCAAGCACCUGCAGGAGCAGCUCAACGAGCUCAAGACCGAGAUCGAGGCCCUGAGACUCAAAGAGCGGGAGACGGCCUUGGACAUGCUGCACAACGAGAAUGCCGACCGGGGCGGCGGCGGCAGCAAACAGAACACCAUCAAAAAGCUCACCCUGCAGAGCGCCAAGUCCCGAGUGGCCUUCUUUGAAGAGCUCUAGCAGGUGACCCGGCCACCUCAGGAUCAGCUGCUUCUGCACGCCCGCCCGCGGCACCGACGGGAUGGGCCCGACACCGCGGGAGCCGUCCGAAGGUGGGCCGAGCGGAGAGCCCAGCCCUUUCAUGUGCAAUUGCCUUGAACUAUGAUCCUGCAGAGGGUUCUCUCGUGGGGUUCUAGUUCUCCUGACCUGAGUCUUUAGGUUUUUUAAAAAAGUAUUUGUCUCUCCUCGUCUGAUGUGGGAUCCUAUGCUUCCUUCGUCCAAAGCACCCUGGAGUGUGUGUCUUACUGGCCCCCGCUCCCCUGCCCCGGCUGACCUCCCUGGACCCCCUGCUGGGAAGUAGCUUCAGGGAGGGGAGUACACAAGCCCCCUGGAGACCCAGAGGCUGGUGCCAUCCCCCAGCCCUGCCCCCAGGGUUCCAGAACGUUCCUCUCCUUCCCUGGUGAGGAGCUGGUGUGGGAACAAGGUGGCCCAGAGUGGCCCACCUGCUCCACGUCAUCGGAGAGCUCGGCCACGACGAGCCAGGAGGAGAUGGGCGCUCGGCAGGCACCCCUGGGGGGCAGCGCUCUGGCCACCCGUGGUGGGGAGUGGGAACACAGCUGCGCCCGGGGAAAACCCGGCCUAAGCUGUGGUGAAGGGCUGGCUGCCGGCAGAGGGCCUGGGAGGCCAGCCAAGCCUGCACCUGGAACUUGUAGCCUACGAAACACUCACUGCCUCUCUCUGCCCGCUCAGACCCAGGCCUGAGAGGCAGGCAUAGGCGGGGUGGGCCUCUCCAGCUGGAGGCUCUCCUGCAUGUGCGGGGGCGUGAGGGGGUUCCCCAUCACUCUAGUCAGCCCAGCCACGACCCAGGUCUCUGCAGGGCUCUUGAGGCCCCGCAGGGAUGUCUCACUGGCCCCAACACCCAGCGCCACUGACAUGGCCACGGUCCGUCUUGCCAAUCUGAACCAUCCUUCCUCCUGGCCACGCGCUGGCACAGCCCCCCGCCCGUGACGGUGCCUGGGCCUCCUUUCCUGCGGCCCUUUUCUCCCAAGAGCCUUCACUUUACAUUCUCCCUGGGCCGUGGAGGGGAGGGGUGCAGGUGACCCCGGGGCUGGGUGGGGGCGGGGAGGCAUAGUCAGUGCUCGGCAGCUGCUGGCACAUGACCCCCACCCACUCCCCUGCACACCCCAAGGCCUACACUCGCUCCUUGGUUUGGGGCCACUCUCCCGCCCCUCCUUAACGGCCUGCUGGGCCCACCAGCCUGUUUACAUCCUUCCCACGGGGCUCUUGUGCAGAGCGGCAGGAGGGAACGCUUGUCCAGUGAGAAGAGGCUUCCUACUCCAAGACGUGUGAGGGCCAGGAGAUUUCCCGGGGCAGAAGUGCUCUCCAGCCAUCCUAGGUGGUUUUGAGAGACUGAGACGCUCACAGAGAUCCCGCCAGAUUCCACGGUCAAGCUGCCCUAGGGGUUGUCCUGGGCAGUCCGCCAGCGCCUCGGGCCGCCCUGCCCACAGGAAGCCAGCCCCUUGGGACGUGCGGGGUGGGACUCUGAACACUAAGCAUGAACGGCUGUGGCCGGGAGGUUCCCCUCCGUCUCCCCUGUCCCUCCAAGGCCUCUUACCCUGAGACAAGGCUCCCGGUGGGGAUCCUCUACCGUCUGCCCGGCUGUCUCCUCAGGCUCACCACCCAUCCAUCCCUGACCUGUAGAUUUAGUCUGUAACAGCGGCUGUGGGCACAGAGCAUGGUGGUCAUUUAUAAAAACCUUGUCGGACUUUGUGAGUUUUUUUUUUUAAUUGUUAUUAUUAUUAUUUAAUUGCUGCUUGUCUGUCUGAAGUCUGUGGCCACAGGGGAGCGGGGUGGCGUCUGAGCUGUUUAGGGGAGCUGCCUCGGGCUGGGAGGGGGGAGUGGGCCGGCUGGAACACUGCGGUUUUCCUCGGGGACGAGAGCAGGCAGGUACCUCCCGGAGAUGGACAGGCGGAGACGACGGGGCCCUCCGAAGGGUCCUGAGCCCGAGUGGAAGAAGGACUCUAACAGAGGAGCUCCGUGCUCAGGGCGCGCGCCCACUGCAGAGGCGACGUGUGAUGUGUGAGUGGACGAGCUGAGGGCUUGUCCAGUUAAGGAAGCCCCUGACCUCCACGAGAGCAGGGCCCUGCUGGGAUCGUUGGGUUAGAAGCGCCCCUGACGGGCGCUGGGCGGAAGCACCGGGCCAGUGACCCUCGGCGAGGCUGCACCGGCGGCCCUUGGCGGGUGCACGCACACCACCUCGCUGACGUGCUCGCCGCCCCUCCUGGGCCCCGGGGGCUCUGCCGUCUGCUGUCCCUGUUGGGCGGCCCCCGCGGCCUUACAUAACACUUCCUGAGUGACUGCCUUCUGAGUCCUGGGGACAGGCUUCUCUCUCUCCCUCUCUUUCCUCUUUAGAAUCCAAACAGCACAUCCUGAGGCUGACAACCGGCGACAGCGCUGUCGCCCGCUGACAGGGCUGAGACCCGGCGGCCCCCGGAGGGGGCGGCCUUGGUGGGGGGACGCCCGCUGCCCCAGGGCCAGGCCCGCCCCUCUGGGCUUCCAGGGAAGCUCCAUCGGUUUUCAAAGACAUCAAACCACCCUCCCCCCUCCCGUGGGGCCUCCUGUCAGGGCCGGACCAGGGAAGGCUAUUUGCUAUUCUGGCGGACUGUUGUAAUUUAAAUGAUUGUUUUAAUAAAAAUUCUCAACUGUAAAAA